AUGAUUAAUGAUAAUAUUAAUAAUAAUAUUCAAUUUACUCCUUCUGCUGCUUCAGGCGUUGUAGAAGGGGAAUCUACAACUGCCAUCAAGAACAACAUUAAUGUCAAAUAUGAAGCAAAUGCUGUUGAUUCUAAUUUAGAUGAACAAUUCAAAAAUAUAUCACAAUUUGUUUAUUUAGAAGCAGCAGCAGAAGGAUCAGGAAGACAUGAAGAUAAAGAAGUUGAAGAGAAUAAUAAAUUUCAAAUUAGUUCAAUUAAAGAAGAACAAAUAGAAAAAGAAUCAUCAUCUUCAUCAUUAGAUAUUAUGUCAACUCAAAAUAAUGAAGAUUCAAAUGAUGAUUUUAAUGAAUUUAUUGAUAUUCCGAAUUUAGUAUCUGAUAAUGAAUCAGAUGAAACAAGAACAGUUUCUACUAAUUAUGAUAUUUCAUAUUGGAAUCAACAAAGAUCUUUGCAACCAACCCCAGCAACAAUUCAAACAUCAAUUGCUUCCCCCUCCCCAUCACCUUCUCAACCACCAUCACCACAACAACAACAACAACAACAACAACAACAACAGCAACAGCAACAGCAACAACAACAACAACAGAUUCCAAGAAGUGUACCAACAGCUAAUGAAAUACAAAUCAAAAAAGAGAUCAUUGAAAGCUUAAGUAAUUUAAGAAGUAACUUUCAAAAUCAAAUAACUCCACAACAAUUUAAAUAUCAACGUACUCAAUUAAUGACAAUAAUUGUUAAAUAUGUUGCCACCAAAAUUUAUAAUACUUUCCCACCAAAUCCAACAUUUAAAAAAAAUGAUUUACCAUUAGAUAAAUUUCUUUUAUUAUUAACAAGUAGAUUAAAAAUUUCAUUAGAUGUAUUUUUAAAAUCAAUAAUUUAUUUAUUUAGAUAUAUGGAUAUUAUAUAUUUAUUAAGAUAUUUAAAUCAAACAAAUAAUUUUGUUAAUUAUAAUGAUAUGGGAUUUGAAUUAAAGAAAUUAAUAAUUGGAUGUUUUAAAUUAACUAUUUUAAAAGAAAAUAAAAUAAUUAAACAAAAACAACAAAAAUUUAAUAAUAAUAAUUUAAUUAAUAAUAAUAAAUUUGGUUCAAUAAAUAAUUUAAAUUGGGAAAGGAUCACUGGUUUAAAAAAUCAAGAAAUUAAUAAAAUUGUUAAUCAAUUAGUUAAUAGAAUGAAUGGUAAAUUAAAUAUUAAAGAUAUUGAAGUUGUUAGAAUGAAGAAUGAAAUGUUUAGAUUUGUUAAAAUGGUUUCAACUGAAGCUUAG
Messenger RNA from Lodderomyces jiufengensis, 1257 nucleotides. RefSeq lists its product as uncharacterized. The record is from RefSeq and is a predicted model, not a curated record. The transcript has a single exon. Lineage: Eukaryota; Fungi; Ascomycota; Pichiomycetes; Serinales; Debaryomycetaceae. The coding region runs from base 1 to 1257 and encodes 418 amino acids.